Messenger RNA from Striga asiatica, 900 nucleotides. The record is from the annotation of a GenBank genome assembly. NCBI's taxonomy places the organism in Eukaryota, Viridiplantae, Streptophyta, Magnoliopsida, Lamiales, Orobanchaceae.
AUGGUAACGGGUUUCAGGAAAAUCGACACUGACCAAUGGCAGUUUGCGAAUGAGGCCUUCCGCAAAGACCAAAAACACCUGCUCAAAAACAUCAUCCGGCGAAAGCACCCACAGAACCAAACAGAGAAAAAAGCUGUCCUUCACAGAGAUGAGGAACCCGAGGAUGACAAGAGACUUGCCCUAUGGAAAGAGGUGGAGACUCUGAAGAUUGACAAAAUUGCCCUUACCCAGGAGUUGAAGAAGCUGAGUCAGCAGCAGCAGGUGUCAAAAAGCAAGAUGUUGGUUUUGAGGGAGCAGCUGAAGGGCAUGGAGAAGAACCAGCAGCAGAUGCUCUCUUUCAUUGUGAUGGCCAUGCAGAACCCCGAAUUCAUGCUCCAGUUUUUCCAGCCCAAGGAGAACGCCACGUGGCGCGUGUCCGAAAACGGGAACACCAAAUUGAGCGAAGUCACGGACGAUUGUGGUGAGACGGCAAUAGUGAGAUACGGGCAAGUGGGGCCCACGAGGGCUGCUGUGGAAGCUUCCGGGUCCUUUUCUGGGGAUGGUUUGAUGGAGUUGGAUUUAUCUGUGGACGAGAUUAGGGAGCUUUUCAUGGAUAUUGAUGAGUUGCUUGAGGAAAAAUCGGUUCCCGUAGAAAGUCACGAGGUGUUUGUGGUUCCGAGUGCGGACGAGAGUGAUGAUAUGCUCGAGAAGCUUCUUCUUCCCUACCCAUCAAUGGAAAAUGGGGGGCUUGCUGAGUUGGAAUCUGCUAGUCCUGGGCAGAAACAGAUUGGGUUGACUAUAGAAUCUGAUGAGUCGGAUGAUUCUGGUAAUGAUGUGGUUGAUGAUGUCAGCGGGGAGUCAGUAGAUGCUUUAGCUGAACGAAUGGGAGUUUUGACUUCUGAAAUUAUUAGGGGAAGUUGA